AUGAAAGGGACCAAAACCACUCCGAACAGAAAUGCCAACAGAGCGAAUCGCGAAACGAGCAAGCCCACCGUCUCGGACACUACCCGCGUCAAGACCAGAAACCGAAAUCACGGUACCCACGAGGCACAAGUCAAAAAGUCAAAAUCCGUUCUCGCCGAUGUGUUUAAAACGAUGCGCGAACCGAAACCGCCUCCAACACCUGAGUCCUGGUCCACGGCUGGUCAAGAGGCGCAAAGUAAAACCCAGACGACGGGCCUUUCGCCAGAGGACUCAAGUACUGGCUCUGCUCGCUCGAGCACAUCUUCCGCCAGCGUCCGUAUAGAUCAACGCAAUGCUUCCACUGCUGAAUCAUCGAAGCAUCCUCCGGGUGGUGCUCCAAGACAAAUCGGAUGGGGCGCCUUUAGCCACCGGAAACAGCAGGCUCCUACGCAUGGCCAUAACCAUGGUAAUGAGUCCACCUUGUGGUCGGAGAUCACAAGGGCGAACAAAACAAAAGGAAAACCACAUCAGAGGCCAAAGCCCGCAAAUAUCGGUGGUUCAGCUAAAGCCAAAGUUAAUGAGCCCGAGGUUGCAUCGGAACAAGACUUUUGGGGAGAGCUAGACACGAGAGUCGCUGGAAUUACAGAAGAGAAGGGCAGGGGUCGACGAGGAGCAGUCACGGCUGGUGCUCCAGAUAGAAGAGUUGAAGAUGGCGCAGGGCACAAUCAGACCGUUGGGCAUCCACCACAGGAAAAGGCCAGGGAAAAGGAGAGGAGGAAAUCGCGCUUUGACCUUGAAGACGAACCAACUUCGAAUGAUCGACCAAGCAAGAAAACGAGAAAAACUGCAAGAGGGCGCCGGGCUGAAUUGGAGGAGGAUUGGGACGAUGAGUCGACACAUCGAUGGGAACAAAAACAGCGUCGAAAGGCAGAGAAGGAGGCACGCAAAGACAACAAGCUUCAGGAAGAGGCUCAAGCUAUCACGAUCUUUCUUCCCGAGUACAUCAGCGCGUCAAACUUGGCCCAGGCUUUGAAGCAGCGCCCAGAUCAGUUCUUAAUGGACAUGGAAGAGAUGGGCUUUGAGAAUGUGACGCCUGAUACCAUCAUGACGGGUGAAACCGCUGCGCUCAUCUCCAUGGAGUACGGCUUCGAUCCUACGGUCGACACUGGUUCGCAACGCGAUUUAAAACCUCGCCCAAUUCCAGAUGAUGUGUCCUCACUUCCAAGCCGCCCUCCAGUGGUCACUAUCAUGGGUCACGUUGAUCACGGGAAGACGACACUGUUGGACUGGUUACGGAAAUCAUCUGUUGCUGCUCAAGAACAUGGCGGGAUCACACAGCACAUCGGCGCCUUUGUUGUCAAGAUGUCCACUGGCAAACAAAUUACCUUCUUGGACACACCAGGACACGCUGCCUUUCUCUCCAUGCGUCAGAGAGGAGCCAACGUUACCGAUAUUGUUGUCUUGGUAGUUGCUGCUGAUGACAGUGUCAUGCCACAGACUAUCGAAGCCUUGAAGCAUGCCACAGCUGCCAAGGUGCCCAUCAUCGUGGCGAUCAACAAGAUUGAUAAAGAGGACGCCCGAGUUGACCAAGUAAAGGCGGAUCUUGCUCGGCAUGGGGUCGAAAUUGAAGAUUACGGUGGAGACGUACAAGUUGUUUGCGUGAGUGGUAAAACCGGUCAAGGCAUGCCUGAUCUGGAGGAAAAUAUCAUUACGCUCUCGGAGAUCCUCGACGUACGCGCAGAAUCAGACAAUAUGGCAGAGGGCUGGAUUCUCGAGUCCAGUGUGAAACAGAACGGCAAGGCAGCAACGGUUCUAGUGAAGCGUGGAACACUCCGCCUAGGAGACUUCAUUGUUGCGGGCAAAACAUGGGCCAGGGUUCGAGCCCUUCGCAACGAAGCCGGGACUGAGCUAUCAGAAGCACCACCAGGUACUCCCGUUGAAGUAUUGGGUUGGCGAGAAUUGCCAGAUGCCGGGGAGCAGGUCUUGCAGGCUCCAGACGAAGGCAAGGCAAAGACGGCUGUUGAGUACCGGUUAGAAAUGGCAGAGCGUGAGCAGAGCUCAGUGCAGCUAGCUGAGCAAGAACAGCGGCAAAGGGAGAAAGCUGCAGCAGAAUCCCUUGCCGAAGCUGCCUCUGGAGAAGAAGGAGCUGCUGAUGUUCCGUCGGAGCCUGGUAUCCUGUACCAGAAUUUCACAGUAAAGGCCGAUGUCGUCGGCUCAGUCGAGGCCGUCUGUGGCAGCAUCCUGGAACUGGGCAACAAUGAAGUACGACCCAAGAUCCUUAGGUCAGCAGCCGGUCAAAUUUCAGAAUACGAUAUUGACCAUGCGGCGGCUUCAAAUAGCGUAAUUGUCAACUUCAACGUUUCCAUCUUGCCCCAUAUCAAGCAGCGGGCAGAAGAAGCCAAAGUCAAAAUUUUGGACCAUAAUGUCAUUUACCACGUUGUGGAUGACGCCAAGGCAGCCCUUUCAGAGCUACUACCUAUGAAGGUCACCCACCGUGUCACUGGAGAGGCGGACAUUCUCCAGGUAUUCCCCAUCAACAUAAAGAAGAGAGUCUUCAAGAAUAUCGCCGGGUGUCGAGUCCGAAAUGGAUCAGUCAAGAAGUCGUCCAUGGUCAAAGUACUGCGAAAGGGCAAGGUCGUCUUUGAUGGCAAAAUCGACACUCUGAAGCACGUCAAGAAGGACGUGUCGGAGAUGAGCAAAGGCACUGAAUGCGGCAUCGGUCUAGACGGCUUUGAAGAUUUCCAAGUCGACGAUCAGAUCCAGGCGUAUGAGGAGGUUAAAGAGAAGCGAGAAUUAUGA
Pochonia chlamydosporia 170 is the source of this 2778-nucleotide messenger RNA. RefSeq names its product mitochondrial translation initiation factor. Gene Ontology annotation, biological process: translational initiation. Bases 1 to 2778 code for a protein of 925 amino acids. NCBI's taxonomy places the organism in Eukaryota, Fungi, Ascomycota, Sordariomycetes, Hypocreales, Clavicipitaceae. The record is from RefSeq and is a predicted model, not a curated record. The transcript has 2 exons. Gene Ontology annotation, molecular function: GTP binding; GTPase activity; translation initiation factor activity.